Podospora pseudocomata is the source of this 1554-nucleotide messenger RNA. RefSeq lists its product as uncharacterized. Gene Ontology annotation, molecular function: deaminase activity. NCBI's taxonomy places the organism in Eukaryota, Fungi, Ascomycota, Sordariomycetes, Sordariales, Podosporaceae. Gene Ontology annotation, cellular component: cytosol. The record is from RefSeq and is a predicted model, not a curated record. Bases 1 to 1554 code for a protein of 517 amino acids. The transcript has a single exon.
AUGCACGCCAAUCAUCUUGGGGUCCUCCUCUCGGGACUUCUUGUCUCAGCCAAGAUCGCCUCAGCUUCAUCGAUCCUAUUCUCCGGAGGCACAAUCAUUGCCUUUGACCGCGCAACAAACUCUCUCGAUGUCAUCCGCAAUGGCUCUGUCUUGGUAACCGACGACCGCAUCACCAGCGUCUAUGCUGGGUCAAUUCCACCCUCUUCGGUCUCCAUCCCGUCAGACGUGGAAGAGGUAGACAUCACAAACAAAAUCCUCACUCCCGGCUUCAUCGACACCCACCGUCACGGCUGGCAAACAGCCUACAAAACCCUCGGCAGCAACACCUCCCUCGUCGAUUACUUCAACCGCUUCGGCGAGUUCCCCACCGCAGCCAACUACCCCUUCACCCCAGAAGAAAUCUACUACAGCCAACUCGCCGGCCUGUACGAAGCCCUCAACGCAGGCGUGACCACCACCCUCGACCACGCCCACGGCACCUUUUCCAACGCCACCUCCUCAGCCAGCUUCCAAGCCUCCAUCGACAGCGGCGCUCGCGUCUUUUGGGCCUACGCCUUCCACGAACUAGAAAACUACCCCCUCUCUGAACAAUUCGCCCACUACCGCUCCAUUUUCACCGAAGCCCCCCACCUUAACACCCCAACCACCCUCGGGAUAGCGUACGACGGCUUCGGUCCCAACCCAAACCAAGAAAUAAUCUCCACCAUCAUCUCCCUCACCCACGAAACCAACGCCUCUGUCUUGACAACACACUCCGUCCAGGGACCAUAUGGAAUCACAAACUCCCCUGAGGACUUCGCCGCCCAGUCUUUAUUCACCUCCCUCCCCCCAACCACACCAAUCGUCUUCUCCCACGCAUCAUUCCUCUCCGCCGUCGGUGCCCAGCUCCUCCGCACAUACAACCACACCAUCAGCAUAACACCGGAGUCGGAAAUGCACUACGGGCAUACCCACCCCACCUCCCAUCUAAUCCUCGACCGUGCCUCGAUCGGGGUGGACACGCAUUUCACUUUCUCGACUGAUAUCCUAACCCAAACACGCAUGUGGCUGCAAUCUGUCCGACGGCUCCUUUACGCAGAAGUACUAAACCGUUGGCAGGUGCCAGUUAACAACCCCAUGUCUGCGAACCAGGCUUUUUUACUUGCCACGCGGAACGGGGGGCUGUCGCUGAGAAGAGAGGAUCUGGGGAUUAUUGCCCCUGGGGCGAAGGCUGAUUUGGUGAUUUGGGAUGGAGGGACGGGGCCGAAUAUGUGGGGGUGGAGGGACCCGGUUGCGGCGGUGGUGUUGCAUGGGAAUGUUGGGGAUGUGGAGGGGGUGGUGGUAGAUGGGAGGUGGAAGAAGAGGGGUGGGAAGUUGACGGAUGAGAGGUUUGAGGACGUGAAAAUGAAGUUUGCGGAGGUUGCGAGACGGGUGCAGGAUAGGGUUGUUGAGGCGGGGGUUGGGUUGCCUGGGGAGGGGGAGAGGUUUGUGGUUAGUGGGCUGGAGUUUGGGAAUAGUUCCGUGGUUGAUGUGCAGGUUGGGGAGGGGGAUGGGUAUGGGGGGUUGUUUUUGUGA